Carassius auratus (goldfish) is the source of this 3808-nucleotide messenger RNA. Its product is annotated as gap junction alpha-5 protein-like. Gene Ontology annotation, cellular component: connexin complex. The coding region runs from base 1108 to 2241 and encodes 377 amino acids. The transcript is spliced from 2 exons. Gene Ontology annotation, molecular function: gap junction channel activity involved in atrial cardiac muscle cell-AV node cell electrical coupling. NCBI's taxonomy places the organism in Eukaryota, Metazoa, Chordata, Actinopteri, Cypriniformes, Cyprinidae. The record is from RefSeq and is a predicted model, not a curated record. Gene Ontology annotation, biological process: cell-cell signaling; heart development; atrial cardiac muscle cell to AV node cell communication by electrical coupling.
UUUAGUUGAGUCGUAUGAACCUUCUAGAGCUCAAAAUAAUAAUCAGGAGACCACAAGCCUGAGUCCAGUCCCUAUUGUUUCCCAAUACAAUCUCACUUUCCUUCCUGAUGAGGAGAUAUUCCUCCAACUAAAAUAGAGUGGCAGUCCGGCAUUGUGAGAGGAGAUGAGGAGGAGGAGUAGAAGGAGGUGACCAAGGAAAGGGAGGGAAAAGGAGGUGGUACUGCUCUGGUGGCAUUUCUUAACAUGUCCUUUGAGUAUGAGGGCACUUCCAGAUCAUCCACGACGGUGGUCGGCCUGCUAGCAGCUGUUUCUGAUCAUCAGCAAGUCCGUAAUCUGUCGCCCCCUGACACUGAGAGGACAAGGACUGAACUGAAGACUGAAGAGAUAGGAUUAUUUUACACUAGACGUAUCUGAAGAGUCAUUCUGGGGUGAAACACCAGAGGUGAGCAUCUAUAAAGACAUUCAUCUUUCCAUUCUCAAACCCAGAGACUGUGGACAGCUACAAAAACCAACCACAGCGAGCCAUUCAUCAAUUCCAGCUUUAUCUUUGAAAGGAGACGACAUACGUUUUGUCAUACGGCUUAGUAAAGAGUCCAUUUUCACCAUCAGUCUGUGGAAUAUACAGAUGACAAGUGAACAAGAUUCAAUCUGUCUGCAAACAGCCUUGUGCCCACAAUUCGACUUCUGUUAGGACGAUACAACAGGAGCUGCAGUUCAAUCACCUUAUUGAGGUGUCAACAUACCUUCAGCUCUUCAGAAUCCUUAGGACAUCAACAGUCUGACUCCAUUCCAGAUCAUUGAUCUGAACACACACAAUAACCACAGAACCAUAUAUCAACAUAAAGCUUCGGCUGAAGUGUGAAGGCCUCUGAGGCUCGUUGACUGUCAGCCCGCCAAGAAGUUCUGGCAACUAAUCACACAUCCUAAAAGCAGAAGAGACAGAAAGUGUUCUCAGGUAAAGCGGCAGAGCGAUCAAGAACCUGUCAAGCAUCACCACUAAACUGCCAGCUGUUUACCCAUCAGUUGAUAGAGAGACAAACACACACCUGUCGGAUCUUUAUCAGACACCUGUUGGUCCACAACCAUUAAAGGCUCUUCGGACUAGUCAUGGCUGACUGGAGUCUACUCGGGAACUUUCUAGAAGAAGUCCAGGAGCAUUCCACCUCGGUGGGAAAGGUGUGGCUCACCAUUCUUUUCAUCUUCCGGAUCCUGGUCCUGGGCACGGCCGCCGAGUCCUCGUGGGGCGACGAGCAGGAAGACUUCACCUGCGACACGGAGCAGCCCGGCUGUGAGAACGUUUGUUACGAUCGAGCCUUCCCCAUCGCGCAUAUCCGCUUCUGGGUGCUCCAGAUUGUGUUCGUCUCCACACCUUCUCUCAUCUACAUGGGACACGCGAUGCACAUUGUCCGCAGAGAGGAGAAGAGGAGGAAAGAGCAGGAAGAAGAAGGAGCGCAAGGAGACCGAGAUGGAGAGAAGUACCCAGAGGAAGACAAGAACUGUGGGAAGGAGGACGAAGGUGGAGGUGGGAAGGUGCAGUUGAAGGGAGCUUUGCUACAAACAUACGUACUCAGCAUCCUCAUCCGCUCUGUAAUGGAAGUGAUCUUCAUCAUAGUCCAGUACAUGAUUUAUGGAGUCUUCCUCAAUGCGCUCUACGUGUGUAAGGCACUUCCGUGUCCGCAUCCGGUCAACUGCUACAUCUCGAGACCUACGGAGAAGAACGUGUUUAUUGUGUUUAUGCUGGUGGUAGGAGCUGUAUCGCUGCUGCUAAGUAUCGUAGAACUGUAUCAUUUGGCGUGGAAGCAGUUUAAGGGUUGUUUGCAAGGAUACAAGGCUUCCAAACAGCGACCGAAUACACCUUCAACCGUGGCUGCAGUCUCACCAAACCAGUCCACACCCAACCGAGCCUGCACUCCACCUCCCGACUUCAACCAUUGCUUGACAUCUCCACCAUCUUCCCCUACCAUACAGACACACGCACACUCGCUUUUACACCCAACCUGCCCGCCUUUUCACGACCGGCUGGAGCACCAGCAAAACUCGGUGAACAUGGUCACUGAACGCCAUCGAGGUCAAGACUACCUGGGGGUCAACUUCUUGAGCUUCUCGCAUACACCUACAGAGACGCCCAACUCUUGCGUCUCGCCUUCGUUUCUAAGCGGUGAUUAUGUUGAGGACAAGCGAAGGUUUAGUAAGAGCAGCGGGACCAGCAGCCGCAUGAGACCGGACGACCUUGCGGUAUAGCACUGACCGGUCACAUCUGGAAGAGGGUCGUCUAGUGCGACUAGUCAGAAAUCUGCAAUAUGAUUUUGCACUUGACCUAACAUAUUUACUUUAUUGCUGUCUGAUAGACUGAGCCAGAAAAUUCACAGAUGCACAAAUGUGAGUGAGCGAUGCAUAAGGAAAACCAUUCAAUAAAUAUAUUCGUUUACAUGAAAUCAAAAUUUAGAAACUUCUCACACUCUGAAAAUCCUUUUGUCACUUUGCAUUUGGACAAAUGCAUUGGAAACAAAAUCUGCACCACAGUUUCACUGUAAUAAUCUACUAUAAUAUAGUGUUGCACCAUAAUGCACUGAUGACGUUUUUUUCCCUUCUUAUUAUUGGUUUGUAUUUUAUAUUUGCUGAUCUUAGCAGUAUUUAAAUAUUCUGGACAUUUCUUACUUCGUCAAACGUAUUUCUGAAAUGGAAAAUGGACGCUGAGCUAACCAUUUGAAAUGGACGUUUUGCAUUUUGAACACUAACUGUGAAUUCGCAACCCUUUUUGAUUUUGUAAAAAAAAGAAAAUGGAGAGAGGCAAAUGCAAUAGGAAAUAUUAUUGCAAAAAUGAAAACAUCACUGUAAAUCCAGGGACUGUCAUCACAGCCGAGCUCUGAAGAAACAGUUGCAUCUAAUUUGAUUAAAAACAAAUCAGCUGACACUUAAGCAUGAUUUAAACUUAGAGAAUCUGGAGUGAAGAGCUCUUGAACUGAGCCCAACGGUGUAUACUUAGCCUGAAAAUAUGAAAGAAAAAAGGAAUGUAAACCAAUGUUGUGGUUUUACCCUUUGUGGUCAUAUGUUUGUUAAAACAGAUGUGUUUGUUCUUAAUUUUAUGAAUCAGAUUUUUUAAAUGUUAGUUAUGUUUUACAUACUCCAGUAAAGAUAAAAUAAAAAACUAAGAAUCUCAGCAUACAUCUAUACACACACACACACACACACAAACCCCUACCACUUUAAUGUCAAAUCUAACCAAUCAAGUCACUUCUACCACUAGAUGGCGCAAUCACUCUCCACUACAAUACCAUGCUAGCCAGUAGAUCAGAAUGCUCGGUGUAAGUCAUAUGUAAGGUCAUAUGUUGUUGUUAUCCUGACACAAGUGCUUUAUAUUUUGUGCUGGUGGAUAAAUGGGGACCAAAUUAGUGAACUAGUCUCCUUGCAGAUAGAAAGCACUCUUCACCGUCUGUUCAAGAGCAACAUGCUGGAUCAUUAUUGCACCACAGCAAACAUGCAUUUUGAAAGAAUUUGAUAAAAGGCACUGAGGUUGGAAUAGGACUGGUCCCCUUUCAAGAUAAUCCAGCCAUGGUCGAACAAGCAUGAAUUCACUAGAUAAACAAAUGAACAACUAUCAUCAAAGACUGUAAGUGUAACUGAAAAUAUUCAUAACUUAAAGCUGCUAAUAUCUGAAGUGAGAAUAAUACACACUGAGAUAUGCCAUUUUUUUAUGCACUUUGCCUGUAAUUCCGCCAUAUGCAUAAGCAGACUAUAUAGAAUCGGUAAACGUAAUUUUUUACAUUUAAUUAUUUUUUUUAUAAUUUUGAUUUAAAUUACCAAUAAG